This is a messenger RNA of Anneissia japonica, 2816 nucleotides long. Its product is annotated as neuronal acetylcholine receptor subunit alpha-3-like. The record is from RefSeq and is a predicted model, not a curated record. Gene Ontology annotation, cellular component: neuron projection; synapse; membrane. Bases 975 to 2411 code for a protein of 478 amino acids. The transcript is spliced from 8 exons. NCBI's taxonomy places the organism in Eukaryota, Metazoa, Echinodermata, Crinoidea, Comatulida, Comatulidae. Gene Ontology annotation, molecular function: transmembrane signaling receptor activity; extracellular ligand-gated monoatomic ion channel activity; neurotransmitter receptor activity. Gene Ontology annotation, biological process: nervous system process; signal transduction; chemical synaptic transmission.
GGGGUACGCUCUUAAUAUUGGAAUUUUACACUUCAUUUGCAAGAUAUUCACGCACCUCGAUUGUUAUUUUUUCUAGAAAGUACGUUCAAUGUAGUCAAUUAUUGGAGUUAGUGUCGUUAUUGUAAUGCGAUGAAGUAUUUAAAAACAAGUAUUGCUCCUUGAACUGUGUAGAUAUACAACGUUUUUCUGUUAUUAAUUAUGAAAACAAGCGUGUCGAUACAAGUUGGAUGGUAGUUCGAUAAAGACCUGAAGGGAGUAUGUGAUCAACACAAACACACGUAAGUAUGUGCUCUAUUCUGGCAACAGUGAACCAUUUUCAGGUCUGAUAUACAAAAGACGUAUUUUGAUUAUCAAAGUUGGUUGUAUACGUUUUCUGCAUGCAAAACGGCCAUACGAUUGAAAACCAGAACACUUACAGACUAGCUCCGCGUGCGGAUGUUCAUCAUUGUGGGUGAUGAAUUACAUUUCUCGAGAGAAAAUUUCAUGUUAAGUGCUUCUAGUUAGCACGUAUGGUGAGCAAAAUUGACUACAUGUGUUUAAGCUAAGUGCUUCGAAGCAACGACAUAUUUUCAACGCACGGUACGCGAACUGCGACGCCAUGAGUCCGUUAUGAGGUAGUUUAUUUACGUAGGUGAUUUAGUAGAUAGAUGAGCGGCAAAAAUAUUAGCGAUCGAUAACCAGUAUUGGUCUCACAGCGCUUACCGAGACAUUUCAGAAAAACAUUCGAGAAUCUUGAUUUGAACACGUGUUCGCUAACGAUGACGGUCAUCAACUCUUUCAGAAGGGAAAGAAGAGAAUACAUUAGGGUUGCCUAAAACUUGCGCAGAACAAAUUGGAUAUUAAUGAAAGCUUUCGCCCUGUGAUGAUGCGAGUCUGGGCGUCCAUAAGCUGAUUGAAAUAACAGUCACAGUCAAUACACGACUCAACAAAAGUGAUAUCUUCAUCUGAGCAAGAGACAUAAACUCCAUUUUACGAUGGAGGAACGGUGGAUAUACAUACUCGUAUUCUUUAACUUAUGUGGAGCUGUUGUAGGUAACCCGUAUGCACUUGUUCACGAAUUGUUUGAAACCAGAACACCAAAAUACAACCCAAUAGUUCGUCCUGUAUUACUCGACAACACUACGGUCACAAUUAAACACGAAAUCGUCCCACGUCACAUGGCAAACUUUGAUGAAGUAAAACAGCAGGUAACAAUCGUUGCUUGGUUACGCCAGACAUGGACUGAUGAAUUUUUGAUGUGGAAUCCAAAGAGAUUCAAUGGUACUAGUAUCUUAAGGGUACCAUCAGACAGAGUAUGGCGACCGGACAUAGUGUUAUACAACAGUGUAAAUGAAGAGGACUACCGAAGCCCACUUCCAAUUACUAUUCAAUAUGACGGGACAGUAUCAUAUUUGACACCAUACAUCUACAUUUGUUAUUGCAAAGUAGACCUAACAUUUUAUCCAUUUGAUACUCAAAUUUGUCGAAUGAAAUUUGGUUCGUGGGCACACGACAAACUACAGGUCGACAUUAUUAGUGCUGUAACGAAAGGGGAAAUCGACAGUUACCAGCCUAACGGUGAAUGGGACCUUAUUGACAUCGAUAUCAACCGCGAAGAAGACAAAUUUUCUUGCUGCCCGAAUGCAUACUCGACCCUCACUUUCAGUCUAAAAGUGAAAAGGAACUCUGAUUUCUACAUUUAUAAUUUGAUAUUACCGUACCUCAUGAUAUCACUGCUUUCAAUAUUUGUGUUUUACCUUCCACCUGACUCGGGUGAGAAGAUGACUCUCUCCAUUACGGUUAUGCUCUCUCUUGUCGUAUUUAAUCAGCUGGUAUUUGCGAGUAUUCCCCCUGCCUCCGACGGCACUUUCCCAAUUAUAGGGAAAUACUUCAUCGUUAUGAUUGCAAUGGUUGCGUUGUCAGUGAUCAUGUCUGUCAUUAGCCUACAUAUAUUUCACCAGCAGUCAUCCCUCCAGAAAAUGCCAAAAUGGCUACAUACAUUUCUCUUUUCGUUUUUGGCGCGCAUUAUCUGCAACUGUACAGCACCGGUGCAGGCUACUAUUCGUCGUACAGAUUUCCAAUCAUUGAUACGGAAAGAAACGCUGGAGUUGGAAGAGAGGGCAAAUGGAUAUCAUGGCGAAACUGAAGGAUUAAUAGAUGGUACUUACGUAUCCAAUAAUAUCGAUAAUUCGUACAAAUCACCAAAUUUUUCUACACAAUUUAGGAAAGUUGAAAAGGAAAUUAAAGGAAUUGUCAAAAGUCUUGAGUACUUAACUUUACGAAAACGACAAAAAGAGAAAGAUUUUUCUGUAGCUAAAGAGUGGAAAGAUGGUGCAGCGAUCUUUGAUAGAACACUACUUCUAAUAUUUGUCACAGUUAAUACAAUUUUCCCUCUUUUCUUUAUAUUGGCUGCAACCGGAUGUUUUUUUUAAUGAAAACAAAGGAGCUUAGAGUACUGACAUUACGUCGUUAGAUAGUUUCAUUUAUCAAUAACGUGACAAUAGUGAUUUUGUAAUUUGAACAGAGUAUAUAAUAAAAUAAUUAUAGUAAUAGAAGACGCGCGGAAUCAAAUCUAUUUCAGUAAAUUUCUUUUGUGUCAUUAUUUAAAACCAUAACCAAGCAGUUCUAUUAAUAUAAUUCUAUUUGACAUAGAACAUUGCGUACCGUGCAGAUAUGCGUUUACAGUACAAGUGGUAUUUGUACUGUACAUAUUAUGGACAGAAGUAUCGUAAUAAGGUGGAAUGCCUACAGGCCUACAAAGACACAGGUGUACAUGUUUUUAAAUACUUUUCAAGGAAGAAAACCUUUAUUAUCCACAGACCUACAGUACAGAUUGU